AUGCUGUGGGUCGACGCACACCGGCCGACGAGCCUCGACCGCCUAGACUUCCACCCAAACAUCAGCGAGCGACUGAAGCGCCUCGCCUCGUCCGAAGAACUACCGCAUCUUCUCAUCUAUGGUCCAUCUGGGGCUGGGAAGAAGACCCGUGUGAUGGCCCUGCUUCGAGAACUGUACGGGCCCAAUGCACUAAAGACUCGAUUGGAGCACAAGACGUUCAAGCACCCGUCGAGAAGCACAAAAGUGGAGAUCACGACAGUGGCUUCCAACUACCACAUUGAAAUGAACCCGUCAGAUGUCGGCAACGACGACAAAUUGGUGGUCCAGGAACUCAUCAAGGAGAUUGCCAUGUACCGUCUCGCAGACACGAAUGCGACCAAGAAUUUCAAGGUCGUGGUGCUAGUCGAAGUGGAUUCGCUGUCCAAGAACGCCCAGCAUGCUUUGCGUCGAACUAUGGAAAAGUACACGGCGUCGUGCCGCCUCAUUCUGUGCUGCAACAGUCCGUCCAAGGUGAUUGAUCCGUUACGCAGCCGUUGCCUCGGCAUUCGCAUCGGGGCUCCAACUCACGACGACAUCACGCGAGUCCUCCAAAAAGUGUGCGAGAAGGAAUCGUUGACUUUCUGCCCACCGCUUGCGGUUGAGAUUGCCAAGAAAUCAGAGAGAAACCUCCGACGCGCUCUGCUUAUGCUGGAAACCUGUCGUGUGCAGCAGUACCCGUUCUCUCCGACGCAACCCAUUCAGCUGCCCGAGUGGGAAGAGUAUAUUUGUGGGCUUGCCAAGGACGUCCUCCAGGAACAAAGCCCAGGCAGCCUCCUUCGCGCGCGAGACAAGUUUUAUGAACUCUUGUCCAACUGCAUCCCGCCGGACGUCAUCCUCAAAGUUCUGUGCCGCGAACUCACGGCACGCCUCGACGACGACCUCAAGCACGACCUCGCCCACUACGCAGCCUUCUAUGAACAUCGCAUGCAAUGCGGGCAAAAGCCGAUUUUCCACCUCGAAGCGUUUUUGGCCAAGUUCAUGACGAUUUACAAGAAAUUCCUGCUCGACUUUUACAUGUAA
Molecule: messenger RNA, 1059 nt
Organism: Aphanomyces invadans
Lineage: Eukaryota; Oomycota; Saprolegniomycetes; Saprolegniales; Verrucalvaceae
Exons: 3
Coding region: 1-1059 (352 amino acids)
Biological process (GO): DNA-templated DNA replication; DNA repair
Cellular component (GO): DNA replication factor C complex; nucleus
Molecular function (GO): DNA clamp loader activity; DNA binding
Source: RefSeq, a predicted model, not a curated record